This is a messenger RNA of Agrilus planipennis (emerald ash borer), 1521 nucleotides long. It is a transcript of the gene Nup50, whose product is annotated as nuclear pore complex protein Nup50. The record is from RefSeq and is a predicted model, not a curated record. Gene Ontology annotation, cellular component: nuclear pore. The transcript has 2 exons. Gene Ontology annotation, biological process: protein import into nucleus. Bases 110 to 1435 code for a protein of 441 amino acids. Lineage: Eukaryota; Metazoa; Arthropoda; Insecta; Coleoptera; Buprestidae.
CCUGUAUAUAUGCCGCUAUUUGACGUCAAAAUUAUCUAACCUUAUUUUACUUUGUCAAUUAAAUUUACUUAUUAAUUAUUACAGUGGUGAGUUUUUUAAAAAAUAGUAAAUGGCAGGAAAACGUACAGCAACAACCCAGUUAGAUAUUUACAAUUUGGAAGAUGACGAGGAACCAGAGCAAGCAGAAGAAUUCAAAAGAGCUCCUGAAGAGGUUAUCAAAAAUAGAGUUAUCAAAGUGGCAAAACGCCGGAAUCCAAUUGGUUCUUUGGCAGGAUCCGAGCCCGAUAAGAAAAACACGUUCAAUAAUUUUACAUUUGGAAAGUCAAACACAGAAGCCGCCAAGCCGACUUUUAGUUUCCUUACAAAUAUGAAUAAAGAAGACGAAAAGAAAGCAAAUAGUGCUAGUUCUAAUCAAGUAACGAGUUCAAGUGAUUCUAAUGAAUAUUAUGCUAAAUUAAAAGGUCUUAACGAAAGUGUUACUAAAUGGAUAAAGGAGCAUGUAGAUGCAAAUCCGUUUUUGAACUUAACACCAAUUUUUAAAGACUACGAACAGUAUUUAGAGAAUAUUGAAAAAUUAAAACCUAGUAGCAAUGAAAAUAACACUUUACAACUAAACAAAUCAGAGGAAAGCAUACAUUUAACAGAGAAGACCAAGACAGAUUUAGGGGGAUUUAGUUUUAAACCCACCCCUACAUCUACUCCUCAGACUGACUCUACAAAGAGUAGUAACUCAACCCCUUCAAAGUCUGCCACUGAGAGCCAGCAAUCAGGGUCUUCAAAUUUGAAGAAAACACCUGAUAAAACUGGAUUUUCAUUUGGUUAUCCUAAUGCACAAAGUGGAACAAGUCCAACAACUGCAACUGCCUCUCAAGCAUUUUCCUUUGGUAUAAACAAUACUCAAAGUACCCCUUCUGUUUCCUUCGGUAUACCUAAGUCAUCAUCAUCAUCUGGUUUCUCAUUUACAAAUUCAACCCCUUUCACAUUUGCCAAUGUCCAAAGUACAGAAACAACAAACAGUAGCAAUAGUAAAGAAGUGAAAGUUGCUGAAGAGGAAACUGAAACUGAUCAACCUCCCAAAAACGACUUCAAACCAGUGAUAGAAGAAGGACAUGUCUACACAAUAAGAUGCAAAGUGUUUGUGAAAAAAGGAGACUCUUUUGCUGACAGAGGGGUGGGAAAUUUAUUUUUAAAGCCAAUAUCAGAAUCUAAUAAAACUCAACUGGUUGUACGUGCAGAUACUAACUUGGGAAAUGUAUUGCUCAAUUUUAUUCUCUCUGAGAAUAUUCCGUUCCAACGAAUGGGGAAGAAAGAUGUGAUGGGUGUGGCACUACCAACUCCUGACUCUAAACCUCCGCCAAUUCCUAUCCUACUAAGAGUCAAAUCCCCAGAAGAAGCCGACAACUUAUUACAACAAUUGGAAAAAUACAAGAAAUAAUAUAUAAAACUGUAAUACAGUUUGAUAGUGUCACCUGUUGGUUGUUAAUUUUAGUUUUACAUACUCAAUAAAAUUUUUUUUGCCUA